AUUUCGAUUUAUUUUUUCUAAGUGUAUUACAAUUCUAUCGAUCUCGAAUAGUAGUCGUCAUGCCGUGUAUUGUUCCUACGUGCCUUCGCACCAGUAAAGCAAUGAGAUCAUUUCCCGACGAUCGGACACUCGCGGCCAGAUGGUUUGAAGCGAUCGAAAUUGGCUGCGGAUAUCCGGUGCAAUCUGUAAACGAUAUCCAACCGGAAAUAUGCAGUUCUCAUUUUCUAGCUUCUGCCAUAGAUAGCUACGAGGAACCGUCUGUAUUUGUGAAUCGUUAUAAAAUCUGUAAUAAAAUCAGCAGUUGCAGAGUCUGCUUAGCAUUCUAUCCUAGAAAGGAUAUGAUUUCUUUGGAGGGUAGUAUAGGCGAGAAAAAUAUUUCGGCUCUUCUUGAAUCGAUGGAUAUGGGCAUAAGCAAGGAUCACUUUCUUCAAUUGAUUUGUCUACCAUGUACUGCUCAUUUAGAUAUAUUAACAUCUCUUUACACAAAAUUCACCCAAUCGGAGCAGUUCUACCAAGAAUUAAUACAUAAAAGUCAAGACUAUAAUACUAAAAUAGAGACUUGCGUGAUGCGGGCGGACAGUUCGCAGGAAAAAGUAAUAAUGGAAAUUAAAGAAUUGGACCUUGUUGACAACCAGGAAAAUAGCAGCGAAGAAAGUAAACCAAAAAUGCGUCGUUCGAGUUCGCGCCUUAAACGAAGUAGGCCUCUUAAAAAAGAAAAUGCGAACAACAACAAUGAGAAAAAGACAAAGCGAUCAACAAAUCUGAAUAAAAAAUUGGAACGAUACUGUUAUAUUUGUAACACAUUCCAAACAGAUUGCAAUCAGUUGAUGGUCCAUCUAACCGAAACGCACACUUCCGAAGCGGGCUAUCGAUGUGAGGAAUGCUUUCUAGAUAUUCCAUUGCUAUCUGCGUAUAAUCGUCAUCUUAGCCGACAUGACGAGUCAGGACGGCCAAUUAAAUGCAGUAUCUGUUCUGUACGGUUUGUUUCUCAACUUCAGGUCAAGGUGCACGAAAAUAAAGUACACGGUGCAAAUCAUAACGUCAAGCAGCCGCAGAGUAAAACACGCCUUAUGGUAUGUGAUAAGUGUGGAGAUGUGUUCGAUAAACGUAACAUUAAAGUUCACAUGCAGCAGGUUCACCAAAUAGAAUGUCAACCAAAGUGUAAUAUUUGUAAUAAAAUUUUCACGGCAAAAGUAAGUCUCGAACGGCACAUGCUUCUACAUACGGACACGAAACCGUACAAUUGUGAAGAAUGCGGGGCCUCGUUUCGACGAUUACUUAAUUACCGGCAACAUAAAAGCAUGGUACACGAGGGAAUAAACCCACACGUUUGCUCCGAAUGCAACGAAGGCUUUAAAAACUAUCAGCAGCUUUAUGUCCACAAACAGAAAGUUCACGAUAAAAAACCUCCCCCAUCACAGCGCUAUCAACAAUAUGAACCCUGCAAACUGUGUGAUUUACGCUUUGCUAAAGGCAGUCUAUUAAUGGAGCACAUUCAAAACGUCCACGCCUAUGAACAAUAUCCGACUUUCCCGUGUCCACACUGUCCGAAAACAUUUAUGCUGCCAUCGAGACUGGCAACUCACAAGCUCAUCCACUCGGAUAGACAUGUCUGUACGCUAUGCGGUGCUCGUCAUGCCGAAAGAAAGAAGCUUCAGUACCACAUGGAUCUCAAGCACCCGGAUGGUCGCGUGUACGCCUGUACCGUUUGCUCUAAAACAUUUACAAGUUUACACCAGCUCAAUCUGCACAUUCCCGUUCACACCAAAGGAUUGCUAUUCAAGUGUGAAUUCUGCUCGAAAUCGUUCAUGCGAAAGUGUCAGCUAGUGAUUCACAUACGAACUCACACAGGGGAAAAACCACAUCAAUGUGAUAAAUGUUCGAAGCGUUUCAAAGACGACGGAACUUUUAGUAAGCAUAAGAAAAAAUGCAAAUCACUUGGAAGCACAGUUGUGGAACCGGAAUAUCUAAAAGAUGAGUCCAUUCUUAGCUAGUUUGAAUACAUUUCACCAAUUCACGACUGGAGUUUUCAAAAGGCACAGCACCUGGAAAGCAACGUGUCUGCGACAAAAAUCUCCAUGAAACUUCCAUUGCACUCAGUGCGUUCUUUCCGUCCCACGUUUGAGAAUUUUGUGUGGUUUGUUUUGUUUUGUUCACUUUUUCGCAAUAACAAGAAGCAGGCAAAAAAACAACAAUCAUAAAAACAAGUGGUACGAACUACUAGUAAUCAAUUUAGGUUAUC
This is a messenger RNA of Sabethes cyaneus, 2242 nucleotides long. Its product is annotated as zinc finger protein 431-like. Gene Ontology annotation, biological process: regulation of transcription by RNA polymerase II. NCBI's taxonomy places the organism in Eukaryota, Metazoa, Arthropoda, Insecta, Diptera, Culicidae. Gene Ontology annotation, cellular component: nucleus. The record is from RefSeq and is a predicted model, not a curated record. The transcript has 3 exons. The coding region runs from base 60 to 1994 and encodes 644 amino acids. Gene Ontology annotation, molecular function: RNA polymerase II cis-regulatory region sequence-specific DNA binding; zinc ion binding; DNA-binding transcription activator activity, RNA polymerase II-specific.